GUGUGUGUGUGUUGAGUCUCUUUUGCCAUCGCCCGUCACUUGACUCGAACGCUUUUGCAUUCCUCAACUCCUCUCCUGCAACUGCUUUCUCCAUCCUCCAAAUAUCCGCAUUACAUUGUCUCGCGUCCGAAUUCUCAAAAGCAACACGUAGUAGUACUCUAUCUCUCAAGCUUCAUAUCCAACUUCUGUCUUGGUCCCAUUCGUUCGUACUUUAUCUUACACUUGGAUUGCUAGAUUUCUUGAUUACUCUAUCACCUCUCUUCUCUCUCUCUCUCGAUAUGGUCUCCACGCGUCGCACACCCUCUCGACUCGACUCGAUACCUCAAGGCUUCACAUUGGUAUCGAAGGCGCCUCUGAAAUCUGCUCAAUCGAAACGCGUCGGCUUACGACCUCGAUCUCUUCACUGCGACGUUUCUGAACCUGAAGCAUCUUCGGACAUAUGCACAUCCGAUACUAUCGCCUGGUCCAGUUCACCCCCUCCCUCCCCAAAGAAAAGAACCUUACGCUCCUCAAAACCUUGCAAAAACAAUGGAUCGGUCGGUUUCCCAGAAGCUACUCCGCUUCCCAAGUCGCACAGUAUGGCAUCUUGUGUUCAAGAGGCCGGCUCACCCGUCCGAAAACGCUUGAGAGCCAUCGAAAAUAUCCAAACCAGAUCCGGCAUCUCUAAAUCUCGCUCUCAGCCCCAAAGCCUAUCGAAAAAUUUGACUUCGUUAUGUGACAAACUAGUGGUAGAAACUCCGAAAAACAACCCCAUACCUUUCAAGACUUUUGCCGGGUUUUCCAACGUGUUUGCUCAUGCUCGUCAUCUGCUCAAACUCUCAUCCACGGAUAUCAUCUCUUGCGAUGAUUUUUUAGGGCGUUCCAAAGAGCUACACAAACUGAAGAAGUUUCUUUCAGAGCGUUACCCCAGCUUAACGAACCUCGGCCAAGCUCCUGUGGACUCGUCCAGUACUCACGCUAAUUCCUCCUCCGGAAGCCUCUACAUUUCCGGACCGCCUGGGACCGGUAAGACUCACAUGAUCAAAUCAGUUUUGUUGAACCAGGACCACGUAGUUGGACGCGCACUCAACAUGGCUGGGGUUCAAGUCCAUUUCAUCAAUUGCGUUGCCCUGAAUACUUCUACUGGAGCUACCGGCUUAUCUUCCGGGACUGGAUCAAACGCACUGGACGAACAAUUGUGGAAUCACGUAGCGGCUUGCCUUGGGAUCGCCCGCUCUGCUUCCACGAAUGGCAAACAUCUCACGUCACGUGCUUUGGUCGAAACACACGUCAUGGAAAAUAAAGUUUUGCCAAGCCUGAUCAUCUUGGACGAGAUCGAUUACCUGGCCGCCUCCAAGCUUCCUUUGAUUACCCCGCUCUUGUCGUUGUCUCAACGGUCGCCCAAUGCCAAUUUUACAAUUGUCGGAAUUGCAAACACCUUGGACCUAACCACUCGACUCGUCAAAUCUUCUGCGUCUUCAGCAAAUAACACCCACCUCGAACCCCAAUUGAUCCACUUCACGUCGUUUGAGUCGACCGACUUGGUCGAUAUUGCUAAACAACGUUUGAGACAUCUUUACACAUCUUACGCCCAGUCAGCUGGUCCCGGUUGGCCCGUAUCCACACCUCAAAAGCUGUUUGCCUGUUCUACACCCGACGUCUCUUCGAACCAAGACGCGACUUCGAUCCCUCUGUUUCACCCGGCUGCACUCCAGCUCUGUGCGAAGAAGGUGGCCGCGGUGACCGGGGAUUUGCGAACUUUCCUUUCCAUCCUGCGUAAGUUGGUCGACUCCUUGGAGCAGAACGCGAUCCGUAACAGUCAGUUUCUGGAGCAAUCGUUGGGAACUCAAAAGUCGGUUCUCGACACGCCUACCAAGAUGCGCAAGUUCACAAGGAUCAUUUCAACCUCUCAACUGGCGCCUGAUCUGGGUGGCCGAUGCUCUGAAAACGAGUGGUCCAAGGCAAAGACUAAGGACCCAUGUAAUCAUUUCACUCCCAACACUGCCCCCAAAAUCUCACCCAGCGAUGUUGUCAAAUAUCUCAAGACCAGUGGGAUAUUAGAAUCACCUACGUUUAAUACCUCCCAGGCCGAAUGUUUGAAAAAACUUCAAGAUCUCAACCUUCAUCAAAGCUUAGUUCUAGUUUGUCUUUGCGUCGCAUGGUCUCGAGAGCAAGAUGAGACGAAUAAUGUAGGCUGUGGAGUGACACGAAGCCAAGCCUAUGAAAUCUAUCGAGACUGUCUGAAGCCGGGCGAUGGAUACGGUAGCCGGAACAGCUUCAACGUUGGCAUCAACCCGGUGAGCGAGAGUGAAUGGGCCGACUUACUUGAGUCUGGGCUGCAGACCCGAGGAUUAGUGAGCUGUCUGAACGAGCGCCCCGGGCUAUCCCGUCCAUCGACCCCGUCCACCUCUCAUAACAACCCCGGCCCCUCGCCAUUCAAGUCGCCCAGCAAACGUAAACAGGGCGCCUUCCAACGCUCGGCGCUCUGCACACCCACCAAGCUCAAGCCGAUCGGCUUCAACUCGCCCCACUCGUCCCACAGACUCUCGACACCCGCCAAAUCCGUUGCCAACGAUCGUGGUGCUGGCCAAGCCCUCCUGGCCCCUGUCCAUUCCAUCUCCGUCCUCAUCCAAGCCGUCCAAUCCUUGGCCAAUCAAUCAUCUCAGACCCCCCUCGAUGACGCUCCUCGCUUCAGCCCAGAGAUCAUUAGCAUCCUUAAUCAGUUGCUGCUCUCUGAAGAGAAACGCGCUCGAGUCCUCAAGAAACGCAAGGCCGCUCACUUGGAUCAAGCCGAUACUCUCGGCCGAAAGGCCGCCUUCUCUCGCCUUGAUGACGACGACCUCGACCAGGAAAAUCUCGUCAAUCAUCGCUUGGUUACUGUUGAAGAUGAAGGAAGCUGUAGAGAUUGAUUGAUUUUUUUUUCUGUUUUCUUUUCUUUGGUUUAAUUAGAAGUCUCUGUUCAGCUCUCUGUGUGCCUUUCUGUGUUGUACAAAGUUUCUUUCUUGAGUCCGUCAUGGAUUGUUGGACUUUUUAUUAUUAUUAUUACUACUACUAACCCUGGAUAACCGUCUUUCUCUUGUCCUUUUAUCUUUUUAUCUUUUUUUUUCUCUCUUCUUUUCUUGGGUUAAUCAACAGUGCCGUCCAGUCCUUCAUUGGUAACAAGUAUCGUUCCAACAAAGUGUAUAUUUUUGAUAGUGAAAUCUUGG
Messenger RNA from Puccinia graminis f. sp. tritici CRL 75-36-700-3, 3185 nucleotides. RefSeq lists its product as uncharacterized. The transcript is spliced from 3 exons. Gene Ontology annotation, biological process: mitotic DNA replication checkpoint signaling. Bases 279 to 2888 code for a protein of 869 amino acids. Gene Ontology annotation, molecular function: ATP hydrolysis activity; DNA replication origin binding. Gene Ontology annotation, cellular component: nucleus. NCBI's taxonomy places the organism in Eukaryota, Fungi, Basidiomycota, Pucciniomycetes, Pucciniales, Pucciniaceae. The record is from RefSeq and is a predicted model, not a curated record.